AUGACGUUGAUAUUUUAUUUGUUAAAUUUUUUACUGAUAUUUAGAUUUGCAUCUGGUUUUCGGUGUGAUCGAAAACCUUAUGGCUCCAAUACGCAACCUUCAGAACCGGACGGUCGCUUCAAGCUGGAAAUUGUAGGCAUUGACAAUGCUUAUAUUCCUGAACAGCUUUAUACUGUUCAAAUAACGGAAACCGACGGGGAGUCCCACUUUACAAGUUUCAUGAUAUCAGCGGAGGGCGACAUCAAACCAGACCCUAGGAACCCCAGACGGUUAAUAUCGAUGUACCCUGGAGAACUGAGACCUCAAUCGACCACUACUGCUAAAUACAGCGACCGGUGCCUGUAUUCUGUUGAACAAGCUAUGGCUUCCUACAAAACUUCAGUUUCGGUCUAUUGGCAAGCCCCUUCAUCAGGCAAUGGUUGUGUCACCCUACGCGCAAUGGUGGCGAUUAACGAUGAGGUAUGGUAUGAAGACGGAGUUCCUUUGACACAGAAGGUGUGCGAGGAUCUGAGCCAGCCUGAUGAUGUGGCACCGCAACUGAACCUUGAGUGCGGGAUCUGUGAUGAAGCUAAAUAUGAGCUAAGUUUCACCGGAAUAUGGUCGCGAAACACUCAUCCAUACUUAUACCCUGAAAACGACUGGCUGCCAAGAUACAGCGAUCUGGUUGGAGCAUCUCACAACGCAGACUAUACUUUGUGGAUGCCGGGAAACCUGGCGUCCGAAGGAUUUAGAGAUCUGGCUGAACAUGCUAAUUCCAGUGUCCUUGAAGCUGAGAUCCGCGAUAAGAUUGGAGAUGGAGUUAGAACUUUAAUAAAGGGAAAAGGCCAUGGAUACCGUAAGAUGUUUCUUCCAACAUACUCUUUCUUCCGUGCCGAUAAAGAGAACCACAUGUUCUCAGCAGUGGUUGCUUUUACUCCUUCUCCUGACUGGUUUCUGGGAGUUACCAGAUUCGAACUCUGUCAAGAAGAUAACACGUGGUUGAAGGAAAGGGAGCUUAAUCUCUUUCCAUGGGAUGCUGGUACUGACAGCGGCGUAUCUUAUGAAUCUGCUAACAUCGUAACCUACCCUCAAGAUUCGAUAUCUCGCGUAGCAAUGAGUUCGUAUGACAAAAACUCACCGUUCUAUGAAGUAGAUAUGAAGGACAUGCAUCCAUUCGGCAAGUUUCAUAUAAAACUGAUCCGAACUUACCACAGAGAUUGUGAAAAAGAAACUACAGAAGAACCACCAGCAACUGAAGCACCAAACACAUCGGAAGAAGAACCAGCCGAGACGAGUGAGGAGGCUAAGCCGGAGCCUCCAGAGCCAUCCAGGUAUCAAACACAACUAGAUAGCGCCGAGGACGGGCGCGAGUCUCCUUUAGUCACUGAAGCAGAAGUGGUGACUGUAGCUCCAGAAAACUGCCCCAUGUCUAAAUGGCAAGAUUGGAGUGCUUGUGAUGGGGAGUGUGAGGAUGGAAAAGUUGUUGGCAUCCGAUGGAGAGAGCGAUAUCAUCUGGUGGAUGGAAUCCCUGUUGAGAAGUACGAUCCUCAUGCUAAGCAUCAUCCCAGAAAGGAAGUAUCGAAGUACUGUAAGGCUCACGUAGUAACCUUCGAGAAGGAAGCUUGCGAAGAUGAAUGCACCAAUUCGGAAGAAGAGGACGAUCUUACUGUUGAGCGUAGAAUCAUGGCACCCGUGCUUCCUGGAGGAAAGUGGCACUCGAAGCGAAGAGAUUUGAAGAUGAAGAAUAACAUCUACACUAACACAUACAGUCACAAUUAA
This is a messenger RNA of Spodoptera littoralis (African cotton leafworm), 1758 nucleotides long. The record is from the annotation of a GenBank genome assembly. NCBI's taxonomy places the organism in Eukaryota, Metazoa, Arthropoda, Insecta, Lepidoptera, Noctuidae.